GUCGCGGUCUACGACGCGUCUUGUCAACGUCUUGUCGAAGCCCGGCCAUGGACUCGCCCAACAUCUCCGAGCUCAACUUCGAGCAGAGCGGCUCGCGUCUUCUCUCAGAGUCAUCUCUUUUGCCCAGCAGCAGCUCCAGCUUAUCACGUACGGGCCCAGGAGGCGACGACCUCUCCCUGUCGGAACUAUCACUCUCGGAGCGUCCUCAGCCUGCGCCAUCACGUCGUCCAAAGUUCAGCUUGCUAGCGCAGCCGUUACCUCAGAAAGACUCUUUGCAUCAAGAUGAAAGUGCGAUCGCAGAAGAGGAUGCCGAGACAGAAGAUGCCGGGCUGGACCAUACAAUGACGCAAGAAGACGUAGAGAAGGCGAGGAAGUUGGCGGUUCGGACACGAGAGGAAAAACUCCAACACGAUCUGUUCAUUUUAAAGAAGCUCAACUCAGCCUUUGAAGUGUAUAAGGAGGCGUUGAAGGAGGCGAAGUCCAGUACCGAGCGAGUUGCUGAGCAGCUGAAGCACACGGAUGCGCUGCUAGAUAAAUAUGUGAACAUACUGUCCAAGACUGAGGAUGCCGCACGUCUCAUCAUGGACGAUCGAUGGCAAGGUGCCGAGGCGGACGAAGACUUCCUCGAACGCGAGUACCAAGAGAAACUGGAGCGGGCUCGGCGUGAGGAGGAGGAGCGUAUGCUUGCUGCAGAGCGGGAAAGAGAACGCCUUGAACGAGAAGAGCAGGAGAGAAAAGAAGCGGAAGACAGGACAAGGCUUGAGAGGGAGCGAGCCGAAGCAGCGAAGGCCGUUGGAAGGGGAAGUGGUGUACGGGGUGUCAGAGGUACGAGGGCAUCCAUGAGAGGGAUGAAAGGUGUUGCUCGUGCUGUACCCACUGCAACUGCGAGCACAAGAGGUACUCGAGGGACUACAAGUACAACCGGUCUCAGACGACCCACCACGUCUACUCGGCCAAUCGGAUCUACCACCCGUGGAGUUCCAGCUUCCAAGCGAAGCUGAAGUUGAGCCUCGAAUCGCAUGAGCGUUCCCAGUGCCCUCCGAUCUCUGAUGAUUUGAUGCCUGUCGCGGUGGUUGUCGUGCAAGUGCUCUUCGGCUUUUCUCAAGGCGAAGCAUACGCGGAUGGGGAUCACGACCCAGCCAGUGGGUUAGAGACACCCCAGCGUACGCACGCUAUGUACGCCCACGGAGUUUGCGAGACUUCCUAUGUGGCGCUCGGGUACCUGGCCUUGGUCAAGUCGCAUGAAACUGCCCAUAGGGGUCCGAUCCCUUGACCGUAACCUCACAUAUGGCUGAUAGCCUAUGCGCCUACGACGCUUAUACUGUGCUGGGCCCGGAACUACAGGCCUAUCUCGAUGUGCUAGGCACCUCCGUUGGGAUUAGUGGGUAA
This is a messenger RNA of Rhodofomes roseus, 1389 nucleotides long. RefSeq names its product DASH complex subunit Duo1-domain-containing protein. Bases 48 to 1001 code for a protein of 317 amino acids. The record is from RefSeq and is a predicted model, not a curated record. The transcript is spliced from 5 exons. NCBI's taxonomy places the organism in Eukaryota, Fungi, Basidiomycota, Agaricomycetes, Polyporales, Fomitopsidaceae. Gene Ontology annotation, cellular component: mitotic spindle; DASH complex. Gene Ontology annotation, biological process: mitotic cell cycle.